ACUAAAGCUGACGUGUCAUAUCUCAGUUGAAAGAAAGCCUGAAGGUCAUUCGACCGCCACCACCUUCGUCGGUCCGCGCAGGAAACAGAUCCAAAAAUCGAAAUCCCCAAAAUAAAUCCCCCUUCUUUCCCUGUCAAAACCCUAAAUUCUCCAUCCCUGAAAAACUUCAGAGCUAAAGGAAGAAGAAGAAGAAAUGGCGGCGGUUCCGGUCGUCCGGUUCCCGAUCUUGAGUGCAGUGAGGGUUAUAGGAGUGAUAGUGGCGACUCUGGUGCUCACGUGGAACGUUCAUUUCCGCGGUGGAUUGGCUCUCAUCUCCGAUGACAAAAGUCUUAUUUUCAAUGUGCAUCCAGUAUUAAUGGUGAUUGGGUUGAUACUGCUCAAUGGAGAAGCCAUGCUAGCAUACAAGACGGUUUCAGGAACAAAAAACUUGAAAAAACUAGUUCAUCUUACACUACAAUUCCUUGCCUUUUGCGUAAGCAUCAUCGGCGUAUGGGCUGCUUUGAAGUUCCACAACGAUAAGGGCAUUGACAACUUCUACAGUCUGCAUUCCUGGUUGGGUCUAGCUUGCCUAUUCCUCUUCACCCUCCAGUGGGCUGCUGGAUUUGUAACGUAUUGGUUCCCAGGAGGCUCGAAACACAGCAGAGCUAACUUGCUGCCAUGGCAUGUAUUUUUCGGUGUUUAUACUUACGCCCUUGCUGUUGUUACAGUAACUACUGGUAUUUUAGAAAAAGUCACCUUCCUCCAAACCCACCAAGUAAUCUCACGCUAUUCGACCGAGGCUUUGCUCGUGAACUCUCUCGGAAUAUUGGUCAUUGUUCUGGGAGGUUUUGUUAUCCUUGCCGUUAUUACUCCGAUGAAUGAUAAUAGAGGUGAUGUUCUCAGAGGACCAAUAGAGUAAUCACAAGCUGCUCAACUGUACUGACUUUAGUUCACAAAGAGGGCAGAAUUUUACCCUAAUAUAUGGAUUACAAGAUUUUGUUACUGUCAAAAGAUGAGUGUAUUAAAGUAACAACUCCUUUGUUUCUUCCUUUCUCAUCUGUUAUUUGUUUAUUUAUUUUUGCAAAAUGGUUAUCAUUAUUGGUUCUUUGCAAAGCAAGGGUAAGGUUGUGUGCGAUAUAAGUUCCUCCCCUCACCCUCGUAAAGCAGGAAGCCUUAUUGACUUGGUCUCCCUUUUUGGUUAUGAGUAUUCAUGUCUUGGUUUA
Molecule: messenger RNA, 1202 nt
Organism: Malus domestica (apple)
Lineage: Eukaryota; Viridiplantae; Streptophyta; Magnoliopsida; Rosales; Rosaceae
Product: transmembrane ascorbate ferrireductase 2-like
Molecular function (GO): oxidoreductase activity
Source: RefSeq, a predicted model, not a curated record